Aspergillus sclerotioniger CBS 115572 is the source of this 999-nucleotide messenger RNA. RefSeq names its product purine and uridine phosphorylase. Lineage: Eukaryota; Fungi; Ascomycota; Eurotiomycetes; Eurotiales; Aspergillaceae. Gene Ontology annotation, biological process: nucleoside metabolic process. The transcript has 2 exons. Gene Ontology annotation, molecular function: catalytic activity. The record is from RefSeq and is a predicted model, not a curated record. The coding region runs from base 1 to 999 and encodes 332 amino acids.
AUGGUGGCUAGACACCUCGCCCAUCACAAUUAUACGGUAGCUUGGGUAUGCGUCCUUGCCUGCGAGGUUGACGCUGCACGCGCAUUGCUAGAUGAAGAAGAUGACCCGUUAGAGCCUCUAUUCGGCGACAAUAAUGUCUAUGUCCUUGGGCGCAUGUGGAAACUCAAUGUGGUAAUUGCGUCCCCAUCAAUUCGUGGCGACACUCCCAUGGGCCAAGCAGUCGCUCAUCUCAUCCGCACCUUUCACAAUAUACGCUUUGGUCUGCUGGUCGGCGUGGGUGGAGGAGCUCCGGAUCUGGCCCAUCUUGACCCAAGCAAUGACAUUCGGCUGGGGGAUGUGGUUGUGAGUUACCCUACAGGAAAACAUGGUGGUGUCAUCAACUACAAUGCACCCUCAUGGAAGGAUGAGAAUUCCCCCGAGAUCGAAUCUCGCCUGACUGCGCCCCCCAAUGCUCUGAUGAGUGGAGUAGAGCGCCUUCAAUGCGACCAUCGCUUUUCAAAAGGAAAAGAGAAAAUGCUAUCGAAUGUCGAAGUUGCAUUUACAAGACUCACCGAAGUUCAUCAUUAUCCAAUACACUACUCCGUCCCUGGUCAUGACCCCGAUCAACUGUUCAAUGCAGUGUACAAUCAUGUCGGAGGGAAAUCUGACUGUGGCAGGUGUGACCCCGGUGAGAUUAUAAAGCGGGCUCAACGAACCAAAGACGAACCACAGGUUCACUAUGGCCUCAUUGCUUCGGCAGAUCGCGAUGUGAAUUCAACUAAACUACGAGAUCUCCUACGCAACUCCUGGGGUGUCGCAUGUCUGGAGAUGGAGGCCGGUGGUUCGCUGAUCGAUUUCCCUUGUGUUUUCAUCCGGGGUAUAAGCGACUACUGUGAUACUCAUAGAUCGGAUGAAUGGCAGCCAUACGCAGCGGCCAGUGCUUCCGCAUAUGCCAAAGACCUUCUCAGGUUAAUGGGCCCUGAGCAGGUUGGAGGAAUAAGGCUGGCACAGGGGCCUUAG